AUGGCCUUGCCCUUUGCUUUCCUGGUGGCCCUGGUGGUGCUCAGCUGCAGGUCAACCAGCUCUCUGAGCUGCGACCUGCCUCAGACCUACAACCUGAGGAAUAGGAGAGCCUUAGUGCUCCUGGGACAAAUGAGGAGAAUCUCCACUUUCUCUUGCCUCAAGGACAGGAAGGACUUUGGCCUCCCCCAGCAGGCGUUUGAUGGCAAGAAGCUCCAGAAAGCUCAGGCCCUCCACGUCCUCCACGAGGUGAACAUCCAGACCUUCAGCCUCUUCGACACACAGUACUCAUCCGCUGCCUGGGACAAGAGCCUGCUGGACGCCUUCCGCACCGGCCUCCGCGAGCAGCGAGAGGACCUGCGGGCCUGCCUGACCCAGGAGGAGGGGCUGGACGAGGCUGCCCUGCUGCAUGAGGCCUCCAGGCUGGCUGUGAGGAGUUACUUCCACAGGAUCGCUGUAUACCUGAAGGAGAAGAGAUACAGCCCGUGUGCGUGGGAGGUUGUCAGAGCCGAAAUCAGGAGAGCCUUCUCUUCAGCAGCAGCAAUGGGAAAAGAUGUUUAA
Molecule: messenger RNA, 558 nt
Organism: Octodon degus (degu)
Lineage: Eukaryota; Metazoa; Chordata; Mammalia; Rodentia; Octodontidae
Product: interferon alpha-2-like
Exons: 1
Coding region: 1-558 (185 amino acids)
Biological process (GO): natural killer cell activation involved in immune response; adaptive immune response; defense response
Cellular component (GO): extracellular region
Molecular function (GO): cytokine activity; type I interferon receptor binding
Source: RefSeq, a predicted model, not a curated record